Messenger RNA from Capsicum annuum, 3571 nucleotides. RefSeq names its product putative disease resistance RPP13-like protein 1. Gene Ontology annotation, molecular function: protein binding; ADP binding. The record is from RefSeq and is a predicted model, not a curated record. NCBI's taxonomy places the organism in Eukaryota, Viridiplantae, Streptophyta, Magnoliopsida, Solanales, Solanaceae. Gene Ontology annotation, biological process: defense response to other organism.
UAUAGAAAGAAACAUUCUUCUUAAAACAAACCACAAAACGAAAGUAAGACACUUAAAUUGGAACAGAUUUAUUUUGUUGAUUAUUCUUACAAAGUUUCUGCUACCACACACACCCCUUUCAUAUACCCUUCCUCACUUGCCUCAAUUAUUCAAUUAAGAAAGUGAUGAAUUGUCAAAAAAAACCACUCUAUUAUGAAGUCUGUCUUCUUGUUGGAUGAAAAGUCAAUAGUAGAUUGUAGCAAACAUAGUUUUGUACCAAUUACAAGUAAGAACACUAGCAAAAGAGAGAGGGAGAGAACUCACUGAUCAUCCUUGUUUGCAAAUUACUCUUAGCAUUCAACGGAUUUCAGAAAUGGAGAUUGGCUUAGCAGUUGGUGGUGCAUUUCUCUCUUCAGCUUUGAAUGUUCUCUUUGAUAGGCUUGCUCCUCAUGGUGAUCUGCUCAACAUGUUUCAGAAGAACAAGCAUGAUGUUCGACUCUUAAAGAAGCUGAAAAUGACUUUGGUUGGCCUUCAGGCUGUGUUAAGUGACGCAGAGAGUAAGCAGGCAUCAAAUCCACACGUGAGCCAGUGGCUUAAUGAACUUCGAGAUGCUGUUGAAGGAGCUGAAAACUUAAUGGAAGAAGUCAAUUAUGAGGCUUUGAGGCUUAAGGUGGAAGGUCAACUUCGAAAUCUUGCAGAAACAAACAACCAGCAAGUAAGUUACCUCAACCUGAGCUUGAGUGAUGAUUAUUUUCUUAACAUAAAGGAGAAGUUGGAAGACACCAUUGAAACAUUGGAGUUGUUGGAAAAGCAAAUUGGUCGCCUUGGCUUACAAAAGUAUUCGGGUAAAAAAAUAGAAACUAGAACACCUGCAACUUCUGUGGUUGAAUCCGAUGUCUUUGGUAGGCAGAAUGAAAUAGAGCGAUUGAUUGACCGUUUAACGUCUAAAGAGGAAAGUGAAAAAAAUCUGACUGUUGUCCCUAUUGUUGAUGGGGGCGUGGGCAAGACAACACUUGCUAAAGCUGCUUACGACCAUAAGAAGGUGACAGAUCAUUUUGGCUUGAAAGCUUGGUUUUGUGUUUCUGAGGCAUAUGAUGCUUUCGGAAUAACAAAAGGGUUACUUCAAGAACUUCGCUCAUUUGACAAGGAUGAUAACAAUCCUAAUCAGCUACAAGUCAAAUUGAAGGAAAGAUUAAAGGGGGAAAGGUUUCUCAUUGUUCUGGAUGAUGUGCGGAAUGACAACUACAAGAAGUGGGAUGACUUGAGGAAUAUUUUUGUUCAAGGAGAUAUUGGAAGUAAGAUCAUUGUGACGACUCGUAAAGAGAGUGUUGCCUUGAUGAUGGGUAGUUGGGCAAUCAACGUGGGGAUUCUGUCUAGUGAAGCCUCUUGGGCUUUAUUCAAACGACAUUCUCUAGAAAAUAGGGAUCCUCCAAAGGAACAUCCAGAACUUGAAGAAGUUGGAAAACAAAUUGCAGACAAGUGCAAAGGAUUGCCUUUAGCUUUAAAGGCACUUGCUGGUAGUUUAUGCUGCAAAUCAGAGAUGGAUGAGUGGACAGACGUUUUAAGAAGUGAAAUAUGGGAUUCGAAUGAUAUACUACCAGCUUUGAUGUUGAGCUACAAUGAUCUUCCAGCACAUUUGAAGCAAUGUUUUGCCUUUUGUGCUAUAUAUCCCAAAGAUUAUCAAUUUUGCAAAGAACAAGUUACUCACCUGUGGAUUGCUAAUGGUCUUGUUCAGAAGUUGCAUUCUGGUAAUCAAUACCUUAACGAGUUGAGAUCAAGAUCAUUGUUCGAAAGGGUCCCAGAGUCUUCUGAAAGAGAUGGAGGGAAAUUCUUAAUGCAUGAUCUUGUCAAUGAUUUGGCCCAUAUUGCAUCUUCGAAACUCUGUGUCAGGUUGGAAGAGUGCCAAGGAUCUCAUAUGUUGGAACAAAGUCGGCACUUGUCCUAUUCAAUGGGGAGAGGUGGUGAAUUUAAGAAAUUGAAUCCGCUCUCCAAGUCAGAGCAGCUGAGGACAUUGCUUCCAAUCAGUAUCCAACACUAUGGUGGAAUUCCUCUAAGCAAGAGGGUGCUGCAUAACAUAUUUCCAAGGCUAACAUCCCUAAGGGCAUUAUCAUUGUCACGUUAUGGGAUUGUGGAGCUUCCGGAUGCUUUGUUUAUCAAAUUAAAGCUCCUCAGAUUUUUGGACCUUUCUCGAACAAAGAUUAAAAAGUUGCCAGAUUCCAUUUGUGUACUGUAUAAUUUAGAGACACUCUUCCUAUCAGAUUGUAAUUAUCUUGAGGAGUUACCGCUGCAGAUGGAAGAGAUAAUCAACUUGCGUCGUCUUGACAUUAGCAACACUUCUCGUUUGAAGAUGCCGCUACAUCUGUGCAAGUUGAAAAGCCUCCGAGUGCUAGUGGGAGCUAAGUUUCUUCUAGGUGGCCCCUGUGAUUGGAGAAUGGAAGAUUUGAGUGAAGCACAUUACUUGUAUGGAUCUCUAUCAAUUUUAGAGCUGCAAAAUGUGGUUGAUAGAAGGGAAGCUCAGAAGGCAAACAUGAGAGAGAAGAAUCAUGUUGAAAAGUUAUCAUUGGAUUGGAGUGAAAGUGAUGCUGACAAUUCACAAACCGAAAGAGACAUACUUGAUGAGCUACGCCCACACACAAACAUAAAAGAACUCCAAAUCUACAGAUAUAGAGGGACACAAUUUCCAAAUUGGCUAGCUGAUUGUUCGUUUCUUAAGCUAGUGAAAUUGUCUCUUAGCAACUGCAAGGACUGUUUUUCCUUGCCAGCACUAGGACAACUUCCUUGUUUGAAAUUCCUUUCCAUUAGAGAGAUGCAUCGAAUAACAGAGGUGACUCAGGAAUUCUAUGGUAGUCCGUCCUCCGAAAAGCCUUUUAACUCUCUUGAGAAGCUUGAAUUUGCAAAGAUGCCUGAGUGGAAGCAGUGGCACGUAUUAGGGAAGGGAGAGUGUCCUGCACUUCAGAAGCUUUCCAUUGAUGAUUGCCCUAUGUUGAUGGGAAAGUUGCCUGAAAAUCUUUGUUCUCUGAUAGAACUGAGAAUCUCAAGAUGUCCUGAACUCAAUGUGGAGAUGCCCAUCCAACUUUCAAGUGUAAAAAGGUUUGAAGUUGAUGGUUCUCCUAAGGCUGGAGUUGUCUUUGAUGAAGCUGAACUGUUUACAUCCCAACUUGAGGGAAUGAAGCAGAUUGUGAAAUUAGAUAUUAGUGAUUGCAACUCUCUUACCUCCUUGCCUAUUAGCACUCUUCCGAAUACGUUGAAGACAUUAAGGAUGUGGCAUUGCUGGAAAUUGAAAUUGGAGGCACCUGAUAGUAGUACGAUGAUUUCUAACAUGUUUCUGGAGGAAUUGAGUUUGAUUGAAUGUGAUUCUAUAUCAUCACCUGAGUUGGUCCCAAGAGCACGCAAAUUGUUGAUAGAGGAUUUCCAAAACCUUACUAGGUUUUUGAUUCCUAGUGGGACUGAAACACUCAAUAUUGGGUUUUGUGAGAAUCUUGAAAUACUUUCGGUGGCAUGUGGGACCCAGAUGACGUCAUUGAAUAUUUUGUAUUGCAAGAAGCUGAAGCGGCUGCCAGAACGUAUGAGGUAUCUUGAAGCAAAAGGUUAA